GGAAAAUGUCUGGCGCCAUACCUUUUGGCCUCUUUCCAUGCUCGAUUUUCUUCAAGAACAAAACCAGAAGAAUCAGUGUCUCUGCAACUGGGAUCCCAUCUGUUCAUCCACUAGGAAAAAAAACCGGGAACCAGCAGAUUGAUGGAGAUCUGAAGGUAGAUUCUGAAUCUCUAACGGGAUUGUCAAAUUUUAAAAAAGGAUAAAUAGCGGAACCCCGAGUUAGCCGCGGGUGUAUAGUCGGGUACUGUUAUGCCAGAAGGUGGAAGCAACUUCGCUCUAUCCCGCUCUGUUGCCAAUUUUGACCAGUAGUUUACGCGACUCAGAUUCUGGGAGAGCCUUGAUUUUUCUUUACUUCGAUGAACAGUGGCUGGAAAGUCAGCUACUUGCUUUUGUCGUGUAUGAAUGAGAUACAUGCAUAUGUACUUGUGUAGUUCUUGAAACAAGCAAUUGCUGUCUUCUAUUAUUGAACUGGAGGAGUCGUCCCAUGUAACAUCGUUUUCUCCGAUGGAUCUGUGGCUGCUCUCUUGGGUUCUCUCCUUCCUGUUGGUCCUUUCUUUAUGUUCAUCCGCGGAGCUGUCUUCUCUGCGAAAAGGCUCGUUUCUGUCUGUCGAGAAACCAGACGAUGUGUUGAUUUCCCCAAAUGGUGUUUUCUCCGCUGGUUUUUUCUCCGUCGGAAUUAACGCUUUCUGCUUUGCCGUGUGGAUUAAUGAAUCCAAGGAUCGCACGGUGGUGUGGAUGGCAAAUCGCGAUGAACCCGUCAAUGGAAUAGGCUCUAAGCUUUCGCUACUUAAAACAGGUGAGCUAAUCUUGACGGAUGGAGUUCGAAGAACCCAAUGGACCACGGGUACUGCCUCACAUUCUGGAGUUGAUCUACUCCUGCGCAAUAAUGGAAAUCUUGUUUUGGUUACUUCAGGCUCAGAGAAAAAGGACCUAUGGCAAAGCUUUGAUUCUCCAACAAACACCCUUCUUCCUGAACAGGUUUUAACCAAGGAUAGAUUCCUUAUCUCGUCAAGAAGCUCGACCAACUAUUCUUCUGGUUAUUACAGGCUUUAUUUUGACAACGAUAAUGUCCUCCGUCUUCUCUAUAACAUUCCUGCAACGACCAGUGUCUACUGGCCUGACCCAUGGUUAAUGCCUUGGGAAGCUGGCAGGUCUACAUACAACAACAGCAGAGUUGCAGUACUCAACGCUCUUGGCUGCUUCGCAUCAUCUGAUGAUUUCAAGUGCUUUUCGGCAGAUUUUGGAGUGAAAAUUCUAAGACGACUGAUGCUUGAUCCUGAUGGUAAUCUUCGAAUUUACAGCCUGGUAGGUACUAAUAAGACUUGGGUUAUUUCGUGGCAGGCCAUUUCUCAACCAUGUAAAAUUCAUGGCAUUUGUGGAGGUCACAGUAUGUGCAGUUAUGACCAUGUUAAAGGAAGGAGAUGCUCUUGCUUGCCUGGUUACAGGUUCAGGAAUGUUGCUGACUGGACUCGCGGAUGUGAGCCGGAUUUCAACGUUAACAGCGAAUUAGACACAUUUGAUUUCAAGCGACUUCCACAUGUUGAAUCUUUUGGCUUUGACAAAGGUGGUUUUUCUAAAGCCACUUUGGAAGAAUGUAAAAAGACAUGCUUGAAUAUGUCUUCUUGCAGAGGUUUUGCAUUUAAGUUUGGCAUGUCCAGUGGUCAUCAAUGCUACCCCAAGACACGUUUAUUUAAUGGAUACAUUUCACCCAGUUUCUCAGGGGACUUGUAUGUAAAAAUGCCAAAAUCUGAACUGAAUUCUGUCAAAGAGAUCAACAUAGACACACGGCUAAAAUGUUCGGGAGAAUUGGUUGUGCUAGAUAGAACGUAUUUGCCGGCUCGUGUAAAUUGGUCCCUGAGGUUUUUGCUAUGGUUUGCUUCUUCAGUGGCAGUCUUUGAGAUUACCUGUGUACUUCUGGUACGGUGUUUCUUGUUUAGAACGGAGAGAGCCUCUGAAUCUGAAGCAGUGAAACAAGGUUAUGCUUAUGCUGCAACAGGGUUUAGAAGGUACACCUAUGAUCAACUAAAAAAGGCAACGAGGGGUUUUAGUGAAGAAAUUGGUAGAGGAGGAGGUGGGGUUGUAUACAAGGGAGUAUUGCCUGAUAAUCAAAUAGUGGCAAUCAAGCGGCUCAAUGAUGCCAAUCAAGGAGAAGGGGAAUUCCUCGCAGAAGUGGGCACUAUUGGUAGGCUUAAUCACAUGAACCUUAUAGAAAUGUGGGGGUACUGUGCGGAAGGAAAGCACAGGCUUUUGGUUUAUGAGUUCAUGGAGCAUGGAUCUGUAGCAGAUAGACUUGCUUCCAAUUCAUUGAACUGGGAGAAGAGGUUCAGUAUAGCCGUGGGAACGGCAAAAGGAUUGGCUUAUUUACACGAAGAAUGCCUGGAGUGGGUUCUGCAUUGUGAUAUAAAGCCUCAAAACAUCCUGUUGGACUCUGAUUACCAACCAAAGGUAGCGGAUUUUGGUUUGUCUAAGCUGCUGAACAGAGGUGGCACUAGCAUGAAUGGCUCAAGCUUCUCGAGGAUAAGAGGAACCAGAGGUUACAUGGCCCCUGAAUGGGUGUACAAUCUACCAAUCAAUUCCAAAGUGGAUGUAUAUAGCUAUGGGAUUGUGGUAUUGGAGAUGGUAACUGGUAAGAGCCCAAUUGGCUUCCACUCUCUUGAUGGUGGAGGGGUGACAGAACAUGGAAGAUUGGUACCUUGGGUGAGGGAGAAGGUGAAUGGAGCUGCUACAAGAGAAUCCUGGAUGGAAGAAACAGUAGACCCUUUGCUGGCUGAUGAUUAUAAUGUUGAUAGGAUGGAAUGUCUGGUGAGAGUAGCAUUGAAAUGUGUGGAAGAAGAUAAGGAUUCAAGACCUACCAUGAGUCAAGUUGUACAGAUGCUUCUGCAGAAUGAGGGCAAAUUUUUACACGAUCCACUUGGAGCUGUAAAGAAGCCAUAGUACCUUGUGCUUGAUUUUAACCAUGGUGAUGCCAGGACUGCUUGUCAUGUUUGUUGCGGAGAGUAGCUUCUGCUUUUUCUUUAUAUGUUCGUAAAAUUGUAUUAGCUAGCUCAAUAUAUGCUUCAUGACACUUGGAGUCACGUGUAAAUUUUCAUACGACUAUAUAUAGAUCAAAAGCUGUCCUUUUUAUCAUCUUUGCCUAGGCUCCAAAUAGACAUUUCGAUAAUGUUUACAUUAACCAUGUUGAGCACCAACUUCACCCUCCAGUCUCUACCCAUACCAUCUUUCCUUCUGUGUCACGUAUGACUAUGAAGGUGUGAAAUAAAAUCUGAAUACCCUGUUAGCUA
Molecule: messenger RNA, 3281 nt
Organism: Carica papaya (papaya)
Lineage: Eukaryota; Viridiplantae; Streptophyta; Magnoliopsida; Brassicales; Caricaceae
Product: putative receptor protein kinase ZmPK1
Biological process (GO): recognition of pollen; protein phosphorylation
Molecular function (GO): protein serine/threonine kinase activity; ATP binding
Source: RefSeq, a predicted model, not a curated record